AAAAUUUCUUUAUCAAAAUUUUGGAACAUUUAAAACAGUUUAAGGAUGCUUUCACUAGUGAAUUAUGGAGCAAGUGAUAGCGAAGAUGACAUUACAGAUGAAGACGAAGCCAUUAUUGCACCAAAAGUCCAUCAAAAUGGUAAAGAUAAAGAAAUAGAUAAUUCACAAGAUACAGAAGACCUUAAUGAUGCAAUGGAAUCAACAUCAAUCAUUAAUUUACCUCAACCGAUCAAUCAGACUAGAUCUAAUCAAAUAAUCGAGGAGGAUGACGAUGAAUUUUUACAUAAAAAAGAAGUACCAGAAAUGGCACCACCUAAAGUCAAACAGAAAGUCAAGAUUACAAUUCCAAAAUUGUCAGACUUUAAAGACGAAGAAGAUGACAAGGAUUCAGGACUGAAAUAUCCAACAGCAUCAAAUAGAAAAACAGGAUUACUUAAUAUGCUCCCUAAACCCGCACAUGGCUUUUAUAAACCAUCAAUUCCAGCUCCAUCAAAACCACAGGCUGUACAAAAGAAUAUCCAACAAGAAAUCAAGCCUCAAACAUUAAUAGACAGUUCAUCAAACUUACAAGACAGUAAAAAGAAAAUUGGAUUUAUUCCGUAUGCUCUUAUGGAUCAUAAAAAGACCACAGAUGAUAAUAAAAAAUCAAGUAAGAGAAAAACAGAAGACAGUGACGAUAGUGAUGAGGAUGCAGGAAAUUCAUUCUUUUCAUUCAACUCAAAAGAUGAAGAUCUUCCGAAAGUUAGUGAAGCUGAAAUUAAGGCCAUGAUUAAUAAGGAAACAAAUCGAAUAGAAGAAAGGAAAAAACAGGCAGAACAAUCAGAAGAAAUGGAGUUUGAGAAUCAAGAUUAUUCGCAACAAUAUCAUCAAGAACAACAGCAGCAGUUGAGUAUUGAUGAAGAGGCAAUGAAGGCACUUGUCGGUGGAUCAAAAGCAAAACGGUCUAAAUUAAGUGACAUCCAGAUUGUAGACAUAUCAGAUCAAGAUGUAUUGCCUGACAAAGAAGAAUGGACGAGAAAGAAUUUAGCAGGAGAAACGAGUUUCUUGGCUACAGGAAAGAUUGAUGAGAAAGGACCAUCAGCACUUGCAAAGAGAAAACAUCAAAUUUCCUAUUUAUCGAUGCGUGCCGAGAAAAAUAUGGCAGAGCUUGAGGCAAUGUGGGCUGCAAAUCGUCAGAGUAAUCGUGAGGGCAGGAGUAAAUAUGGAUUUUAGGCAUGCUGCACAUUGCUAUUAAUAUAUGAUUUAAGAGGUAGAGACUCAAUUCCAAUUUUAAUAAAUAAUUGUUCAUAAAUUUCAAGAAUGAUAGUUGGAA
Chironomus riparius is the source of this 1312-nucleotide messenger RNA. The record is from the annotation of a GenBank genome assembly. NCBI's taxonomy places the organism in Eukaryota, Metazoa, Arthropoda, Insecta, Diptera, Chironomidae.